AUGAGCAGAUAUACUCAUUUAGUAGGGGAGAGUGGAGAAAAAAGUAACUAUGUAUACUAAUCUCCAAGAAAACAAGUAGUAAUGAUGGUACCACCAGGAAAUAAAAGAUCAAACUUGAGAAAUGCUUAUAAUACAAGUUCAACAUUCUACUAAGAUAACAACGUUGAGACAUAAGACACUUAGACCAAGUUAUUGUUUAGUUAAAGUGCAAAUGCUCCAUAAUAUUUACAAUAUAAUACUUUAUCACAAGGACUUAAUACUGGCAGAGCUAAUCAUGAAACUAUUAAUUCAUAAAGUGAUGAAUAGACUCAAAAUGUCACUUCCCCUUACUCAAAUAGUAUUGGAGUAGGUUAAAAAUCAUUAAAGCAAUAACUUAAGUUAAUAAAGCCAAGAAUAAUGGGAAUAAAAUAGAAUUUAAAUUCUACUGGAGUUGGUUAGACAGCUUCCUCUGGAUAUGGGAAAAGAGUCUAAUCAAAACAAGACAGAAAUAGUGAAUAGAGAUAGCCACCACCCUUCAUAGAAAGAGAAAAUGAAAAGCGAAUCAAAGGAAAUCACAUAUAAAAUUCUAUCAAAAUCAUGAGGCAAGAGGAAAGAAUAUAGCAAGGAAGAUCGAACAUCAAUUCAUUUAAUACAGGAAAUUUCGACAGGAUAGGUAAAGAAUUAUAAAAGACAAGAAUGGGAUUUGGAAUUAGAAAUGAAAGAGAGGAGCUUAAUGAGUUAAUGAGAAGCACCGAUAGUACAAUUCUUAGAAAAUCCCCAGAUAAGACAGUUAUCCCCCCUCCUAAAGCAAUAGUGCCAAAUCUCGAGGAUGAACGAUUUAAAGAAUUAGAGAGAGAUUAAAUUGAAUUUCAUGGACAACCUCCAGGUAUAUUCAUAAAAAAUAAACAAGCAGAAAAAUGGAUGUCUAAAAGAAAGGUUUAAGCAGGUGGUCAGAAUACUACAAACAGAAAGCAUGUAGAAUUUGCAAAGAAUCUAUUUAUUUCAUGGGAUGACGAUGGUUCUGGUGUUUUAGAGGCAGAAGAAAUAAUAAAGCCCUUAGUUGGAUUAGGAUUGUCUUCAGAUUCUAAAUUUGCAGUUAAAAUCCUUCAAUCUUUAGAUCCUAAGAAUGAUGGAUCAUAAAAAGGAAAAGAUGACUUGAGAAUUACUCUUAAAGAUUUCAUCAAGAUUUUUAAAAGUGAUAAAGUAAGUGAAAAUCUAGUAAGCAUCAUUAAUAGCGAAGUAAAUCAACUCAAAAUGUAAUAGCAAGAGACUUAGAUUGUAAAGCCACCAGCAUAAAGAGUUAAACACCCAGAUUUUAAGUCUCCUAGAAAUGCUUCAAAUGAAUAAGAUUCCAAUAUGUAGCUUUCAACAAAUAAGUCCAAAAUUUCUGUCUCAAUGAGAACAAAUGAUCAUAAAAAAAUUAUUGAAAUACCGAUGGAUAAAUAUAUAGAUCAAAUUUCUAUCCAUUAAAAGAUAUUUGAUAGAAAUGAUGGCUAGCAUAAGUAUAGAACUUAAGUUUAUAAAGUAAAAGGUGGUUAACAACUAGCUGAUCCUUUUGAAAACUAUAUUUAAAUUAGAGAUGAUAAUAAUAGCUAGCAAACCUUCUCUGCUUAUACCAAUAAUAACCAGCAUCUUCAUACUUAAAAUUCAGAUGUGGCAGCACAUAAUUAAGAUUAGAGAAGAUUUUUAAGCACAAGCCCAAUUAUAAAAGCAGAAUUCAAAGGCUAAAAGAAAUUCAAUAAAGAGGGCUAGUAAAAUAUGCUAGCAAAUUAAGUGAAUGUUAGAUAUCAUAGCAAAGACAUUGCUGCUGGAGGUUAAAGUUAAUAGAGUGAAUUUGGAUAGCAUUCAUCUCAUCAUUAUUCAAAUAGAAACCCAGUUUAAAAGACUAAAAAUAUAACAUUACAAGAGUAAAUGGAGAUAAUUAAAGGUUGGUGGAAGUAGAUGGACCCUAAUGGGAAUGUCUUAUUUGAGCACAGUAUAAACACUGUCUGUGGAUUCAUGGUUAAAAAAAGAUUAGCUUCAGAUAAAGAGCAAGCAGCUAAGAUUAUCUUUGGUUAAUUAGGAAUGGCUACAAGAAAAGAUAAUAUUAAUUUUGAUGAAUUCAACAGGGUAUUUUGCAAAGGGAUUUUCAAGGAGGCUCUAAUUAAUGUAACCAACACUUUUGAUUAGAUGAGUAUGGCAAAACAAAGUGUGAAUGAUCUUCCUCUCUCUUUGAAGAUUAACGAAUACCAAAGAAGCUAGAUGUUCUCUGGUCUAGAUCCUAAAUCUGAGUAUUAUAAAGAAGGCAGAUAGAUUCUAAACUCCCUGAAUUAAAUUAAGGAAGAAGAGGGACAGAUGAACGAUAUUGCUGAUAAGAGAUAGCCAACAAAUGAGGGUAAUAGAUAUCAAAAUUUUCUUGAAGAUCCCUUAGGCCAGAAAAUAAAACUAAAAGAAGAAGAUGAAAAGCAGAAAAAAUAAAGUGAUCCAUUCGUUGAUAGAAUAAAAUUUAUUGAAGAUGUUGAGAAAUCUCAUUAAGCUAGAAGACCAGUAAAUGAUACUCGAGUAGAUAGUGAUUUAAGCAAUAAAUUAGCAACAGCAAUAAUGGCUAAGAGAAACAAUAAAAUGACAUUGCUAGAGACUAAAUAGAGAUACUAAGAUGAUAGCUAAAUGAAGAAAAAUGCUAAUUAUACCACUAGAGACUAAGAUUAAGCAAGAUAGCUUAGAAAUUAGGAGUCAAAAGAAUAAGUUAAAAUUCCAGCUGUGUAUUUGGAAAAAUCUAAAGAAGAAAGAUUGAAGGAUCAGAACGAAUUGUUAUCUAGAUUUUAGAAACUUUUAUCAAUGCAUCCUUAGAUGAAUUCAGAAAUUUGA
Stylonychia lemnae is the source of this 2826-nucleotide messenger RNA. The record is from the annotation of a GenBank genome assembly. NCBI's taxonomy places the organism in Eukaryota, Ciliophora, Spirotrichea, Sporadotrichida, Oxytrichidae.